ACGAGAGUGAUGCUCGUCUCCUGCGAAAUGCUUAUUUGUGCGUAGUGCUAAAUUGAUAUGAAUUUAUGUGAGACGACUCUUUUGUGAUUCCUUUGUUAUUUGCUUACUAGGAAAAAACAUUGAAACAUUGAUCAAAACAAAAAAAAAUCAUUUGUGAAAGUGUAAAAACGGAAAAUUAUUUUGAAAAAAUUCAUUAUGUCAACCACCACAAUAGUUCGAGCGUGUUCUCCCAAAUUAAUUUUGGAUAUAAGCAAUCACAAUAUCAUUCAAAACGGAAACAACAUUCUAGGUCAUAAUGAAAUUGAAAAUCAUUCGUAUCAUUCGCACAAUUUGUAUCACAGUCAUCACAAUCAAACGAUCAAUCAACAAGCAUUGCAGCAUCAAUCAUCGUCUCAGCUACUGCAACAGUCACAUUUUACAAAAGAGCAUCUUCUAUUAAAACUGAAUACACAAAAUUAUACGAAUAAUAGUCAUAACGAUUUUGGUUUGCAAUCGAUAAAAAUUGAGCAGCCCGAUUAUGAUAUAAAUUAUCGAUCGCCAGCUUCAAGUUGCGGCCGUAGUGUAGUCACACCGACCGAUUCACAAUCAGAUGAAACUCAAUCGUUAAAUACAGUGCCCAUUCCAAAUGCAUUAUGCAAUUUUGAUUCACAGCUCACCAUUCAUCCGCCACGAACGUUGAUCGAAGUUAAAACGGCAACGGCAAAACCAAAAGCCAAAGAAUACGGUCUUUACUAUACAAUGUCUGAGUUGCCAUCCGAUUUGGCCAAUCUCAAUGGCAAUUCAAUCAACAAUAACACCAUUAUGUACACAUCCGAUGACUAUUCCAUGGGCGGCAUUCAAACAAAUCCAAAUAUGUAUUACGGCAAUUGUAACGGACAACAACAACAACAACAACAACAACAUCAUCAUCAGCAGCAGCAACAGCCGCAAUACAAUCAUCAACAUUUGUCACCCGAUUGCUCUGCACAAGUUGAUAUGCAAAUGAGAUCAAGUACAAAUCCAUUUUCCGAUAUUAAUACAAUGCCACAAAUCAAUUUGCUAAACAAUAAUAAUAGCAUCAACAACAAUAAUAAUAAUAAUAUUGAGGUGCACAAUCAAUUUGAUGGAAAGAGCAAGGGCGGUAAUACAAAGAAACGAAAAAAUAAUCGCUCAAAAUUGAAAAAUGAUUGUCCAAAUGCGAAAAUUCCCAAAGAAAGUGAUUCAUUCACAGCGAUAACAGCGAUAGACGCACCAAAAACGCCCACAUCGCCAAAUGCGUCCAAUCCAAAUGCACUGGGCAAAAUUCGCAAAUACAAAGUGCGCAAUCGAAAAAAACAAAUGAAGGAAACAUCAUACGAUGAUUUGCAGUCGCAACGCGUUAUGGCCAAUGUACGAGAACGACAACGUACCCAAAGUUUGAACGAAGCAUUUGCAUCGUUGAGAAAAAUCAUUCCAACAUUACCUAGUGAUAAACUCAGUAAAAUCCAAACACUCAAAUUGGCAUCCAGCUACAUAGAUUUCCUGUACGAAGUGAUAACCAGCAAUGAAAUUACGUUUUUAAAGUCAAUGGAAAAUGAGUCGUCGGCAUGGCCAUCACAGGAGGAGUUAAGCCGAUGUUUCAGCGUAUGGCGUAUGGAGGGCGAAUUGAAUACCGGUAAAACAUAAAAUUCCGAUGCACAAUCAACUUAACUCAAACCAACAUUUCACACAUUCGCAAACAAAAACGGUAAAAAAUAUACAUCAAAGUAAAAUCGUGUUACUAUAUAUCGAACAAAGAAACACGCACAAAAAUAAAUGUUUAGCGUCUAUUAUAGAGAUUAUAUUCAGUAUUAAAAUAUAUGAUAUAGAUAAAAUGAGUACCAUUUUUAAGAUGAAAUAUACGAUAAUAAUGUGAACAAAAAUCCAUUUUCAAUGAUAUAUACACAAUGUACGAUUAAAAUGAGAAUCAUUUGAGAAAUAAGAAUUUGUUGUUGUUGUUAAUGAAGCGAUUUCAAGUGCGCGGUUUAAGUUUUCAUGUAGAUUAAGACAGUCAGUUAAUCUUAACUUGAAUCGAAUAGUCAUUAGUGAUGCGUCAAAAGAAGAGAAAUGGUGUUUUUUCCCCUCGGUUCGGAGCGAUAUAAGAUGUGAUGCAAACGAAAUCAUUCAUAUCGUUCUCAUAUUCUAGAUUGGAAUCAGAUAUAUAACAGUUGAUCUCAAUCGAAAAAUUGCGCGCAUAUUUAAAUUGCUCGUCAUCUCUCUCUCUCUCUAUUUCAAAGCAUUUGAUCAGCACGAAAAAAAAACGAAAUCCACUAACUAAAAUUCAUUCUUAUUUUGCCUCCGAAUUCACAACUCACAAACUUUUUGAGCCAUUUUUUUUCUAAUCCAAAUGCGUUUUAUCUCAAAUGAUAUAUUACAAUUUUAUAAAAUGAACACAAACGCGCAACUCCAAACAAUUCCAGAAUAUUUAGAAUAAU
Molecule: messenger RNA, 2432 nt
Organism: Contarinia nasturtii (swede midge)
Lineage: Eukaryota; Metazoa; Arthropoda; Insecta; Diptera; Cecidomyiidae
Product: protein twist
Exons: 3
Coding region: 196-1644 (482 amino acids)
Biological process (GO): regulation of transcription by RNA polymerase II; developmental process
Molecular function (GO): protein dimerization activity; RNA polymerase II transcription regulatory region sequence-specific DNA binding; DNA-binding transcription factor activity, RNA polymerase II-specific
Source: RefSeq, a predicted model, not a curated record